This is a messenger RNA of Manis pentadactyla (Chinese pangolin), 3539 nucleotides long. RefSeq names its product tektin 3 (gene TEKT3). NCBI's taxonomy places the organism in Eukaryota, Metazoa, Chordata, Mammalia, Pholidota, Manidae. The transcript has 8 exons. Gene Ontology annotation, biological process: cilium movement involved in cell motility; cilium assembly. The record is from RefSeq and is a predicted model, not a curated record. The coding region runs from base 150 to 1622 and encodes 490 amino acids. Gene Ontology annotation, cellular component: microtubule cytoskeleton; sperm flagellum; nucleus.
CGAGGCGGGGCCAAGGCCAGACCUGCUGUGGGGCAAGCCUCAGCGGGCGGUAGGUGGUGAGGCUGCGACCCUCGCUGCCCAUCGCCCCUACCCCGCCGCUCACCCGGCCACCGCAUACAGGAGAGAUUAACAGAUAGUGUUUGAGAGUCAUGGAGCUUUUAGGUUCUACUUUAACGGCAACCUAUGCCCACCCUAGACCAACACCAACCAGCUUUCUACCAGCCAUCAGUGCCAUGGCAUCAAGCUACAGAGACCGAUUCCCACACUACAAUUUGACCCACAGCCCGAGCCUGCCUUGGAGACCAACCACAUACUACAAAGUGGCCUCCGACUCGCCAACCUUGGCACCCUACUGCACCAGAUCUCAGAAGGUGGCUGAAAGUACCAUGCUCCCCUUUGUUUCCAACAGAACCACGCUCUUUACAAGGUAUACGCCUGAUGAUUGGUACAAAGCCAAUUUAACUAACUACCUAGAAUCCAACACUUCCCGACAUAAUUCAGAGAGACUAAGGGUAGAUACUUCUCGUCUCAUUCAAGACAAAUAUCAACAGUCAAGAAAAACCCAGGCAGACUCCACCCAAGAUCUGGGAGAACGAGUGAACGACAUAGGAUUUUGGAAAUCUGAAAUCAUUCAUGAGUUGGAUGCAAUGAUUGGAGAGACAAAUGAACUAACUGAUGUCAAGAAAAAGCUGGAGAGGGCUUUGAUGGAGACAGAAGCCCCUCUUCAGGUUGCCCGAGAAUGUCUGUUUCAUCGAGAGAAAAGAAUGGGGAUUGAUCUCGUUCAUGAUGAAGUGGAAACAGAACUCUUGAAGGAAGUUGACAUCAUUCUGUGUUGUCAAGAAAGGAUGAAGCUACAUUUGGAUAAGGCCAUCGCCCAACUUGCGGCCAACAGAGCUUCCCAGCACGAGCUGGAGAAGGACCUGAGUGACAAACAGGCAGCGUACCGGAUCGACGAUAAAUGCCACCAUCUGAGGAACAUGUCGGACGGUGCCAGCUACUUCCGUGGGGUGGAGAGGGUCGAUGCCACGAUCUCAGUGCCCGAGUCCUGGGCCAAAUUUACAGAUGACAAUAUUCUCCGCUCCCAGAGCGAACGAGCAGCCUCUGCCAAGCUGAGAGACGACAUUCAGAACCUCCUGGUGGUGACCACCAAUGAGAUGUGGAAUCAGUUCAACAAAGUGAACUUGGCUUUCACCAAUCGCAUUGCUGAGACUGCAGAUGCUAAAAAUAAGAUUCAGAUUCACUUAGCAAAGACUCUGCAGGAGAUUUUCCAGGCUGAAAUGACCAUAGAGUCCAUCAAGAAGGCCAUCAGGGACAAGUCUGCAUUCCUGAAGGUGGCUCAGACCAGACUGGAUGAGCGGACAAGGAGACCGAACAUUGAGCUCUGCCGGGACAUGGCUCAGCUACGCCUUGUUAAUGAGGUGUAUGAGGUGGACGACACCAUCCAGACCCUGCAGCAGCGCCUGCGGGAGGCAGAGGACACCCUGCAGUCGCUGGUCCACACCAAGGCCACUCUGGAGCAUGAGCUGGCAGUCAAAGCCAAUUCGCUGUACAUCGACCAGGAAAAAUGCAUGAGCAUGCGCAAGAGCUUCCCCAAUACCCUCCGGCUGGGGGGCUUCUGUUAGGGACCCGGCCAGGAGCGGGUCUGUGACUCCUCGGGGAAAGCAGAACCGGAGCCCUGUUGCAGCAUUGAAACUGCUCACAUACUCACUUAUUAAAGGACUGUACUGAUAGAAAUGUACCAAAUCUCCUGUCUUGGAAAGCCUCUUGUUUGAAUCCAACCUUAAUUUCCUAUUUACUAGGCUUCUGGGCGAUGGGAAAGAUAUAAAGAAAUUAAUCAAUUUAGCCAUGUCAACAUCAUUUUUUAGAAACCUCCCCUAUCUCUAAAAACAAUAAAUACUGCUUGUGGAAAUUUUCAGAGAAUAUAGAUUAGUAAAAGAAGAAAUUAAAAAACAUCCAUGUUUCUAAACCAGGUAUUUUCACAUACAUAGAUCUAUUUUAUUUUUGCAUUCAUAUACAGAAUCACUCUGAAUAAAGUAGCCUACAUUUAUAAUGCCCCUAUUAUGGAUCAGAUACCUCAAUGCGUUUUUGCUUUUUCCACUUAAUAAAAGGUACACUUUCCAUGUCAUUAAACACCUUGCCACAAAUUCAUUUUAAUGGUCCCCCUCUUUUUUUAAAGAAUUAAUUUGACCAAGAAUCAACUGGAAUUGAGCAGCAUGUAAUUUAACAGAUAGAAAGGAGCUCUGAGGAGCUGUACAAAAUGAAGGACUUUUAUAGGCAGAAGGGAACAGAAAGAAGAAGGUUGCAAUAGGCAAACAAAGAGGGUUGGCUAUUGUAAAGUUACUUUAAAUGGAUUUUAAAUAUACCAUUGUACUGAGGUUCUAGAAUGUUCUACAACCAAUUUCCCAUUACUGGCUAUAUUGUGAUGUAUUCUUCCCUAUCAUAAACAAUGUAGUCAGGAUUUAAUCUUGCUAGCUAAAUGUUUGAAAACAUCUUUAAUAUUUUCCUAGAGAUGAGUACCUAGAUAUCAAAUUUGAAUCAGCAGUUAUGCACAUUUGAAAAAAGGCCUUUACAGUGUGUAGUCAAGUUGCCCUCCCGAAAGCUGAUGUUACUCUGUACACCUGCCAGUAGGCUAAGAAGGCCUGUCUUUCUGCAUCUUUCAUAAUGCUUUGUUAUCUUUUUUAUUUUUACCAUUUAGUAGUGUAAAAAUGGCCUUAUUGCUUUAGCCUCUUGUUCUUUGGAAGCUAGUGAUGUUGAACAUUGUUUGCUGGGCCCUUGAAUUUCCUCUGUUAAUUGCUUGUCUUUGUUAUUUGGUGUUUACCCUAUUUAUCUUUUUCCUUGAAUUUAUUUUUAAGAGUUCCCUGUGUAUCACUCAUAUGACACUUUGGUACUUAAAUGCCACUUGCCUUUAUAUUGUUUAUGGUUUUUAAUGUAUGGGAGGUGAAAUGUAUAAAUGGCUCCUUUAUGAUAUAUUCAUGCCUUUGGAGUUAUACCUGGAAAGCUCUUCCUCAUCCCAAGAUUAUUUACUUACAGCUUCUUCUAAUUCCACUGAUGAUUUUGUAACUUACAUUUAACUGUGUGGAACUUAGGUGGUUUGAACAGGAAUCUCUGACACGGGAAGACAAGAUCAUCAGAAGGGAAGUUCGUCUCUCCUUUCCCUAUUUCUUACUACUUACAUGCUGGCCAGGUUGACAUCUUUCUCUCUUCACCUCUUGCUCCCUCUAACCACUGUUCAUUAACCCCCAAGCCCCAUUUCUCUCUCUGUUUCUUAAAAGUAUUUUCAGACCUUGGCAAGUCAACUUCACAGAACAUCUUGAAGUGCUCGUAGAGUUGACAUGAACACAACAAGCUUGUGCUAGGUUUAUUUUCAUGGUCUCAGUUUAUCAUUUUGGAAAUCAAACUGUAGGUUUUGUCAUUCUCCCUUUGUUUCUAGUGGAAACAAAGAUACAUAAGAGCCAUGAAAACAGCAAUUAGAGCAAUCAAGUGUUGAUAGUCAUCAUUUUUAGGCAACAGUAAGAUUAAGUGUGAAUUCCACAUGUCUC